Cornus florida is the source of this 324-nucleotide messenger RNA. RefSeq names its product secreted RxLR effector protein 161-like. The transcript has a single exon. Bases 1 to 324 code for a protein of 107 amino acids. The record is from RefSeq and is a predicted model, not a curated record. Lineage: Eukaryota; Viridiplantae; Streptophyta; Magnoliopsida; Cornales; Cornaceae.
AUGAAGGGAAUUCCUAAUGGUUCUGCAGUUGGGAGUAUUAUGUAUGCUCAAGUUUGUAGACGUCCCGAUCUAGCAUAUAUGGUAGGUAUGCUUGGUCGAUACCAAAGUAAUCCAAGUAUUGAUCAUUGGAAAGCAGUCAAGAAAGUACAACGUUAUCUGCAAGGAACUAAAGACUACAUGCUUACAUACAAAAGGACAGAUAACCUUGAGGUUAUUGGUUAUUCAGAUUCUGACUUUGCUGGAUGCUCGGAUACCCGGAAGUCUACUUUUGGAUAUAUUUUUAUGCUAACAGAUGGGCCUAUUUCAUGGAAGAGUCAAACGUAA